Molecule: messenger RNA, 495 nt
Organism: Rotaria sp. Silwood2
Lineage: Eukaryota; Metazoa; Rotifera; Eurotatoria; Philodinida; Philodinidae
Source: the annotation of a GenBank genome assembly
AUGUGUGGUUAUCAUGGCCAUUAUGCCGAUGAAGCAAUGAUUCACUUUGACAACAGUCAUUUCCACUCAGAAUCAAAAACAAAUAAUAGAAAAAGAAGAAAGGAAGCUGGUCGUAUUGUACAGAAAAAUAUUGAUAAUGGUCAAAUAAGUAAUAGUAAUAGUACACUCGGUGAUGAUGAUAAAACAACAGAUAAUGAUGAGCAAAGAGGUGAUUACUACCAUGAAACAAAUCCUGCUGAUCAAUCAACAACUCAAGAUAAUGAAACAAUUACUGAUAGUGAUGAACGUAUUACUGAUAAUAUUGAUACAACAUCAAGUAGUGAUGAAUCAUCAGAUGAUAGUGAUGAUGAAACAAAUAAUAUGGACAACCAGGAAACACUUCUUAAUCAUGACACAACAACAAAUGAAGAUCUGAAAAAGAAUGAUGACACGAAUGAUGAAAAAUAUGGUUAUUAUAAUCCAAAAGACAGAAGAAGAUGGAAAGAACAAGAUUAA